AUGCUGCGCCUGAUCCUGCUCGCCGCGGCCGCUCGAGGCGCUCGCAGCAGCGACGACGCCGGCGAAGACCUCGAGGAGCUCGCGGCUCGCGUCACCGACGACUUCGCGGCCGCGCUCGACGUCGACCCCGACGCGGCGGCCAACGCGCCGAACACGGCCGCGCGCGACGUGCGCGGCGGCCACUUCGUCCGGCCCCUCGCGCUGUCGCCGCUCGGCGCGCCGCGGCUCCUCGCGUUCUCGAACGCGACGCUCGCGCUGCUGGGGCUCGACGCGGCGGAGGCGGCGCGGCCCGAGUUCCUCGCGGUCUUCGCCGGCGGCGACCCGCGCGCGCCGGCGCUCGCGCCGCUCCACGCGGCGCCCUGGGCGACGCCCUACGCGCUGUCCAUCUACGGCAGCGAGCAGGUCACGGACGGCGGCGUCGGCGACGGCUACGGCGACGGCCGCGCGGCGUCGCUCUUCGUCGCGGGCGCCUGGGAGGCGCAGCUCAAGGGCUCGGGGCCCACGCCCUUCCGGCGCCGCGGCGACGGCUUCGCCGUCGUCCGCUCGUCGACGCGCGAGUUUUUAGCGUCCGAGGCGAUGGCGGCCCUGGGCGUGCCGACGACGCGCGCGCUCGCGCUCUGCGCGUCGGCGUCCGACGUCGCCGAGCGGCCCUGGUACAGCGACCGGACGGCCGUCGACGACGACUUCCAGCCCGUCAGGCACGGCGGCGACGUGCUGCGGCGCGAGCGGCGCGCGAUCACGACGCGCGUCGCGCGGAGCUUCGUGCGCGUCGGGAGCCUCGAGCUCUUCGCGCGGCGGCUCCGGCGCACGGGCGAGCCGCGCGCGCGGCGGGAGCUCGAGGCCCUGUUCCGCUACGCCUACGACCGCGAGGGCCUCGGCCCCGCGGGCGCGGCGCUCGAGGACGCGGCCGUUGCCGCGGCGACGGAGACGCGGGGCCGCUUCGCCUCGCUCGCGUGCCACUGGCUCCGCGUGGGCUACGCGCAGUCGAACUACAACUCCGACAACUCGCUCGUCGGCGGCGCGACGGUGGACUACGGCCCCUUCGGCUUCGUCGAAAGGUACGACAAAACAUGGGCGAUGUGGGUCGGCUCCGGCGACCACUUCGCCUUCGGCAACGCGCUCGAGGCCGCGCGGCGCAACUGGGCGACGCUCGUCGACGCGCUGCGCCCGCUCGCGGGCGGCCGCGACGCCGCGCUCGACGCCGCGGUGCGGGGCUGGCCGGCCGAGGCGCGGCGCGCGGAGGGGGCCAUGCGCGCCGCGAAGCUGGGCCUCGUCGGCGCGGCGGCGCUCGCCGCGGCGACCGUCGACGGCGCCGUCCGCUGGGACCGCGUCGACGCGCCGCGGGGCGCCGCGGCGCUCGGGCUCUGGGCGCGGGCCGACGCGCUCCUGUCGCGCGGGCCGCCCUACGCGGACCACACGCUCUUCUGGCGGCUCCUGGGCCGCGCCGCGCGCGCGGCCGACGGCGCCGCGGCGCUCGGCGCGCUCGGCGGCGCCUGGUACGACGCGCCGGACGCGGACCUCGCCGCGGCGUGGCGCGCGUGGCUCGACGACUGGCGGGCCCUCGGGCCCGACGCGGCCGCGAUGGACGCCGCGAACCCGGCGUUCGUGCCGCGCGAGUGGAUGCUCGUCGAGGCCUACGAGGCCGCGGAGCGCGGCGACGGCGCCGUCGUCGACAGGCUCGCGGCCCUCUUCCGCCGCCCCUACGCCGAGGACCAGGCCCAGGCCGACUCGGAGGCCUACUUCCGCCGCGCGCCCGACGACGCGCACCUUACCGGCGGCGUCGGCUGGAUGAGCUGAUCCUCG
Molecule: messenger RNA, 1803 nt
Organism: Aureococcus anophagefferens
Lineage: Eukaryota; Pelagophyceae; Pelagomonadales; Pelagomonadaceae
Gene: SelO
Product: selenoprotein
Exons: 1
Source: RefSeq, a predicted model, not a curated record